Messenger RNA from Echinops telfairi (small Madagascar hedgehog), 5496 nucleotides. It is a transcript of the gene CNTLN, whose product is annotated as centlein. The record is from RefSeq and is a predicted model, not a curated record. NCBI's taxonomy places the organism in Eukaryota, Metazoa, Chordata, Mammalia, Afrosoricida, Tenrecidae. Gene Ontology annotation, cellular component: centrosome; centriole. The coding region runs from base 1 to 4194 and encodes 1397 amino acids. Gene Ontology annotation, biological process: centriole-centriole cohesion; protein localization to organelle. The transcript is spliced from 26 exons.
AUGGCGGCGCGGCGGUCGCCCUCGCCGCGUCCUCCGCCCCAGGCUCGACAGCCCGGGCCCUGGUCCCCGCAUGUGGGGCCGGACGCUGAAGUCCGCGCGGUGCACAGCGAGGCUUCGGGUCUUGCCGGCGCUGCAUGGAUGGUCAUCACCGGCCGGAACGGGAGGUCCCGGCGGGGCGAAGAGGGGCCGGGGGCCCCGCACGGGGUCGAGGCGGCGGCGGCGGCUCAGGCUCCCCUCCCCAGCGCGCCCACGGCGUCCGGGCGGCUCGAGGGCAUCUCGCUAGAGGAGACGAUGGCGACCCGGACGCAGCUGCUGGAGGACGAGCUGGGCAGCCUAAAGGAGGAGCUGGCCCUGUGUCAGGCUGAUAAAGAAUUUGUUUGGUCUUUGUGGAAACGCCUCCAGAUGACCAACCCAGAUCUCACACAAGCAUUCAGUUUGGUUGUGGAAAGAGAAAAAGAGAAAGCUGAAGCUAAAGAUAGAAAGGUUCUUGAAAUUUUGCAAGUCAAGGAUGCCAAAAUACACGAACUGGAGCAGAGAGAAUCAGAACUGCAGCAGGCAAUGCAUGACCUUGCCCAGCAGAAGACUGCAGUAGAUGAGGAAAAUGCGCUCCUGAGGAAUGAAUUCAGUGACUUGCAGAGGAAAUUUAAAGAUAAAAAUCAUGAACUUGAGGACACUAAGGAGUGUGUGCAGAAGGGAGAGCAAAACAGGCUGGUGAUAAAAAACCUGGAGGAGGAAAACGAGAAAUUAAGUGCACACUGCGCCGACCUGCUAAAUGACCUGGAGAAACUGAGGAAGGAAGAAGCACACUGGAGAAAAGAAAAUCAUAGCAUUGAUGCCAAGAUUAAGGCCUUCGAAGACAGUUUGACUGAAGCAAGGAAAGAAAUUGAAGUAUCGCAGAGUAAAUAUAAUGCCCUGUCAUUGCAGUUGAAUAAUAAGCAAACUGAACUUAUCCAGAAAGAUAUAGAUAUUACCCUAGUCAGGAAGGAGCUGCAGGAGCUGCAGAAUCUCUACAAACAGAACAGUGCGCACACAGCCCAGCAAGCGGAGCUCAUUCAGCAGCUGCAGGUGCUCAAUAUGGACACCCAGAAAGUACUGCGAAACCAGGAAGAUGUUCACACAGCCGAAAGCAUAUCGUAUCAAAAACUUUAUAAUGAAUUACAUAUUUGUUUUGAAACCACAAAAUCAAGUGAAGCUAAUCUCCGGCAAAGUAUUGUUAAUCUUCAGGAUCAGCUAUUUCAAGUGGAACAAGAGAAUGCUAAAUUAAAAGAAAAACUCCAGGUAUUCCAAGGAGCCCCGUGCCAUCCUGUACCUCAGGAAAGCGAUUCAGACCCCCCAAAAGAGGCUUCUCAACAGCCAUCUUUUUCAAGCUUAGAAACCUUAAUGGUGUCACAGAAGUCUGAAAUUGAGUAUUUACAGGAGAAACUGAAAAUGGCAAAUGCAAAGCUAUCAGAACACAGAUCUGCCAACAGAAGCUUCUUAGGCAGCAUCAUGGAGCCACCUGGGAAACGCUCCCGGUCUCUAUCCCCGAAGAGGCCUCUCCCAGAUGUGGAGGUGCUCAGGAAGCUGAGGACAGCUGAAAGAAAGAUCGAGAACUUGGAGAAGACACUGCAGCUAAAGAGCCAAGAAAAUGAUGAGCUAAGAGAUGCCCAUGAAAAACUCAAGAAAAGGCUACAGAUGUUACAGACCAACUACAGAGCAGUAAAAGAACAGUUAGAACAGUGGGAAGGAGGCAGUGGCAUGGCUGAUAUCAGAAAAAUCAAGAGAGCAUAUCCCCACCAACUUCGGCAAGAAGAUUCUGAUGCUGUAUGGAAUGAAUUGGCAUAUUACAAAAGGGAGAACGAGGAACUCAUGACGGAAAAAAUGGAUCUUCAAGAAGAAUUGGAUAAUCUUAAAGUACAUAUAUCCAUUGAUAAAGCAACAAUACAAGAAUUAAAUGCACACAUGGAAAAGGAAAGAGAAGAACAACUUUUUAGACACAGCGAAGAAGAUGGGGUCAAGAAGAGUACUCGAGAGAAGAAUGGGAAAGAAAUGUCAGAACAGACAUUACAGAAGGUAAUUGAACUGGAAAAUCGGCUCCAAUCUUUUGAGAAGAGAUCAAAAAAAUUAAAAGAAGGGAAUAGGAAAUUAGUGAAAGAGAAUGAUUUCCUAAAGUCCCUCUUAAAACAGCAUGACGACGAUGCCGAAAGCAGAGAAAAAGAGCUGGAACAGCGGCUGCUGAAGGGCAGCCGGGAUUUCGAAAAAGAGAAAACUGAACUUCAAGUGAAAAUUAGUGAGCUGAGGAGUGAAGUCACUUCCCUGAGGGGCCAAGUGGCAGAAGCUAAUGGAUUGAGAAAUGAAAAUGAAGAGCUGAUAAAUUCAAUGGAAAAACUGCAGCGUACGUCAGACAGAGGAAGAGCCGAGAUGGCGACGGCAGACGUGGGCGCGGGACCACCCGGUUGCAAGACCACCACCACCAAGGUUAAAUUUAAAGCCGCCAAGAAAAAGUGCGCGGUGGGUCGCCACCACACCGUCCUCAAUCACUCCAUCAAGGUCAUGAGCAACGUGUUUGAGAACCUCCGGAAGGACGGCUGGGAGGAUGUGAGUGAAAGCAGUAGUGAUUUGGAAACACAUACCACUCAAAAUUUGGGAACAAUUAUUGUGGAAACAUCUCAGAAAAUAAGUCCUGCAGAAGAAGGAAGAGACCAGAAACUAUGUGAUCCAGGAGAAGACAAUGAAACAGAUGGGAAAGAAAUAAUACAAGUAUACUCAAGUAGAAAUGGCAAGAAGUCAAAGGAGGUUCUUCAUUAUAAGAAUGCCAAAAAAACAACUUUGCAAAGGAAGAACAAUACACAAAGGAGCUCACACACAGCAGCCCCUAACCGAGUUAACAGAGAAAAAUGGAAAUGUAUAACUGCCCAGAAGUCAUCUAGCAACAGUAUUAUAUUACGAGAACGGAUCAUAUCUUUGCAACAACAAAAUAACCUACUUCAGAAUGCCAAGAAAACUGCGGAAUUGUCAGUUAAGGAAUAUAAAGAAAUCAACGCCAAGCUCAGUCAGCAGCAGCAAAUAUCAGACCAAAGAUUUCAGACAAGCCGGCAGACAAUCAAGAAGCUAAACUUGGAUUUGGCUGAUCUUCGGAAAGAAAAAGAAGAUUUACUAAAGAAGUUAGAGUCCUCCUCUGAAAUCACGAGUUUGGCAGAAGAAGUUUCCAGGGUAACGGUCCCACAGAUACAAGUUACAACAAUUGGACCUUCAAGGAGCAUGGAACUGGAAAUGAAGCAACUGCAGUGUAAACUAAAGAAUGCAACUAAUGAACUCACAAAACAGUCAUCAAAGGUGAAGUCUCUGAAAGUUGACCUUCUAUCCAAAGAGGAACACGUCAAGGAGCUGCUGGAAAAAAUGUCUCGAAUGGAGAGAGAUGUAACCAUGAAAAGACAUUUGAUAGAGGACUUGAAAUUCCGACAGAAACUACACCUGGAGAGUAAUGAGAGUUUUAAUGAAAUGGUAGAAAAUCUUGAAAAAAAAGUGAAGACAUUAACUGAAGAGUGUUCCAACAAGAAGGUAUCAAUUGAUUCCCUGAAGCAAAGGCUCAGUGUUGCAGUAAAGGAGAAGUCACAAUAUGAACAGAUGUAUCAGAAAACUAAAGAUGAGUUAGAGAAAAAGGAUCUCAAGCUUACACACCUAGCAUCAAAAGUCAAUGAGACUGAAUCGGCAAUGGCAAAAAUAGAAUCGGUAGCAUCUAAGCAGCUUGAAGGAUUAGCACUGCAAAGCGAGCAUGUCCUGGAAGGGGCGCAGAAGAAGCUGCUGUUGGCCAAUGAGAAAGUGGAAGAAUUCACCAUCUUUGUGAAGGCACUGGCGAAAGAACUACAGAACGAUGUGCUGGUGUUACGGCGACAAAUCCGAGAGCUUAAGAAAAGGCAGAAAUCCAGGGCUGCGUCCAAAACCUCAACUCACAGAGCACAAACCCUGGCGGCUUCCAUCCUAAACAUCUCACGGUCUGACCUAGAGGAAAUACUGGACACAGACGAUGACAUGGAAAUUGAGAGAGCAAAGACAGAUGCCGAGAAUGAUAAGGAGUGGCUGCUGUACAUUCAGAAACUUCUCGAAGGACAGCUUCCUUUUGCCUCGUAUUUACUAGAAGCAGUGCUGGAGAAAAUAAACGGGAAAAGGGAGCUAAUUGAAGAGUAUUUCACAAUUAUGAAAGAAUCCAGAUGAUAUGACGGCAAGACGUUUUAAUUUUUCCCAAAUGUGAGAACUUUUUAAAACGUGCAAACUUUUUUUUUUUAACAUCACGUGAUUGGAGAAGCACGUAUUGUAAUUCCAAUACAGUGUUUGCUCCGGCCAUCAAUAGGCAGGUUCAAUACCAAAAUAAGAAGGCUCUGAAACUAAUUAAUUGCUGAACAAGUGAAACUAAUUAAGUGUAGAGCCAUUUAAAAGGAAAGAAUGUAGCAUUUGAUUGUCAAAUACAAAUACUGCCUCAAAUCAAUGCAAACUUAAAAAUGAUUUUCCUUCUGGGGCAUUAGACGAUGCUCGGACAAGCUUGGCACCCAGACUGGUCGGGGUCUGGCUGGGCGAGAAGAAAACCCAGCAAAACUUAGGGUUCAAUGUUGGACCUUUUACCAAGACACUACAAGUGUUACAUGCAGUCGCUUGAGUGACCCUCAAAAGCAUAUUCACAUGGAAAAAAAGCAAAACAUAAAAUGAAGCAUCGUAACUUAAGGCAGAGCACUGAAUAAAACUGUGGUCCAAUUGUCUCUGUUCUCAGUGAUAUACUGGAUUAUUUUCCUACAGCUAUUCAAUAAAAAUAAAAGCAUUUUCUCUUUGAUUCUCAAUACUUUGUGUGGCCAUGUAGAUCAGUGAGGGGCUACAAGCCCAGUGUGGAAGGGUCAGUUUGAACUAAUUGCACUCCUGACUGUGGUCAGCUGGAGUUCACAUAGACCAAGUAGGCUCACACGCCGGGAACUGUCUCCUCCACUGUCACGCCUCCCUUGUCUCCUUCAUGAUGUUCCUGCCCCACCUUCCUGCUUCUCAGUCCAAUUCAUCAAGCUUAUUCCCUUCUCCAGUCUUUGCCCUUUCCAGGACACUCUUUCUAGAAUACUCUGCCGUCACCUUCCCCCAGAGAAGACGGUUCCUCCUCACUCGGGGUCAGCUCACACAUUCCCUUCAGGGAUGCACUCCCUGACCACCUGACCCUUUCCUUUGUGAAAUACCAUUUUCUAGAUCAUUUUUCUGUUUGCUUAUUUGCUUAUGUUAUAUUUUCUCUCCCUGCCCAACUUAUAGAAGGUUCUAAGAUGAAGGCAAGCCAAACAUAAAAAACCUAUUGUCAUCAAAUCAAUUUUGACUCAGAGAGACCCACAGGACAAAUACAGACCACAAGAUAAGCAUGUUUCUGCAGUAUUAAGUGGUUUACAGUAUUAAGUGGUUGAAAACGUUCAGAAAAGUACUACCUUGUGGCUUGUGAGAUUUUUAUGAAAUUUGAAUUUCAGUGUCCAUAAAUAAACUCUGUUGUUGGAACAA